CUGGUAAUAAAACCAGUAGCCCAUUUCCGGAUUUUGUAGCCUCUCUCUUUUUCCGGUUCGUUUGGAAAGUACCUUAUAUUUAUACAAAAUGGCAAAGCGCACGAAGAAGGUUGGAAUCACCGGCAAGUAUGGUACCCGAUAUGGUGCCUCGCUCAGGAAAAUGGUUAAGAAGAUGGAAAUUACCCAACACAGCAAAUACACCUGCACGUUUUGUGGCAAGGAUGCGAUGAAGCGAAGCGUAGUGGGUAUCUGGUCGUGCAAACGUUGCAAAAGGACUGUUGCAGGAGGUGCAUGGGUUUAUUCUACAACGGCUGCUGCAUCUGUUAGGUCUGCAGUUAGGAGAUUGCGCGAAGUUAAAGAACAAUAAGUAAAUAUAAUAAAUAUAUUGUAAUAAUA
Messenger RNA from Hylaeus anthracinus, 396 nucleotides. RefSeq names its product 60S ribosomal protein L37a (gene RpL37A). The coding region runs from base 89 to 367 and encodes 92 amino acids. The transcript has 3 exons. Gene Ontology annotation, molecular function: structural constituent of ribosome. The record is from RefSeq and is a predicted model, not a curated record. Gene Ontology annotation, biological process: translation. Gene Ontology annotation, cellular component: ribosome. NCBI's taxonomy places the organism in Eukaryota, Metazoa, Arthropoda, Insecta, Hymenoptera, Colletidae.